This is a messenger RNA of Zerene cesonia (dogface butterfly), 3639 nucleotides long. RefSeq names its product peroxisomal membrane protein PEX14 (gene Pex14). The record is from RefSeq and is a predicted model, not a curated record. The transcript is spliced from 5 exons. Gene Ontology annotation, molecular function: signaling receptor binding. Gene Ontology annotation, cellular component: peroxisomal membrane; peroxisomal importomer complex. Bases 272 to 1006 code for a protein of 244 amino acids. Gene Ontology annotation, biological process: protein import into peroxisome matrix, docking. NCBI's taxonomy places the organism in Eukaryota, Metazoa, Arthropoda, Insecta, Lepidoptera, Pieridae.
UUUGACAUUGAAAUGAAACGGGCAGAAAUCGAACUCAACAUUUGCUGAGGGCCGAGUGUUUUGUGAUUUGAUCGUUUUAUUUUUUCCUCCUAGAUUUGAGUAGGUACCUGCCUAUAUUCUGCUCAAAUGAAACAAGUUUUCAUAACUUGGUAAACACCGUGGCGAUUCCCGAGCUUAAAGUAAUAAAAGUGUAUUAAUUACUUCGAUAGCAACAAAUCGAUUUCAUAUAAGAAUCUUUUAUUUGAUUGUGUCAAUAGAAAUUCGGAUAAUAAUGACUUCGGAGGUAUUAACUAGCGCUGGAAAUGAAAUCCGAGAAAACUUGGUGACAACAGCUGUCAAAUUUCUCUCAAACCCAAGUGUACAACGCUGCACUAUGGAGAGCAAAGAGCGAUUUCUACGAGCCAAAGGCCUAACGGACGUGGAGAUACAGAGAGCCAUAGAGAAGUGCGGAGAAUUAGUUGACAUGUCCUCCUUCUCUUCGGAGCUGAGGUUCUUCCAACAUUCACAAGGUUCCUGGUUCAAAGAGAGGAUUCUGCCACUGAUUGUGUAUGGCGGGUUCGCAUAUGGUUGCUACUGGUUCUAUAAGAACUGCAUCAGGCAACUCCUGUUCGUCGAACAACCAAAGAGGAAAACGACAGCAGAAUGCAUAGAAGAGCUACGGAAAUCUCUCGACAUAAUGAACGCGAGUAUAACAUCGCUGCGGGGGGAGCUGCAAGCGGGGGUGCAGCAAAACGCGCUCAGGUCGCAACUCGACAACCUCAAAGACGACAUCGCGUCUGUUAAAGGCAUUCUAUUGAAUAGAAAUCAAUUUCCAUCGCUAAAGACGCGUACAGAGCCGCCAUCGAUCCCGGCGUGGCAACGCCAGUCACAGGAGGCGACAUCCAGCGAGCCGGCCGCGGAGAAGAAGCGGCCGAGGUCGCAGCGCUCCGAGUCCGGGGGGUCCAACUCCAGCGAGGGGGAGCAGGCCACUAAGAACAGCGACAGCAGCUUGGAAAUCAUUACGUGAAGAAAACGACACAGCCCAACCGCUAUAAGGUUAAACAGAAACAAACUUUAGUGUGUGUGACAAUAUUGCACUUUCACUCAACCAAUAAUGAGACGCUAACAGUGUGGUGUAACAAAUAUUGUAAGUUUCCAUGUGGUUUUAUAUGUGUAGAGAAAUAAUUAAUUCAAAAUUCACCUUCGUGUAUAAUCCGUGCCGAAAAAUGUAGCAUUCAAGAUUUUUGGCUCGGAUAAUACUUUCUAAAUUUUCAUUUUAAAAAAUGUGACAAAGAUUGUAUGUUAUUCUCUCGCAUUGCUGUAUGUGUGUUAAAUACUUUGCUAUUAAUUGUGUGAAUUAUAAAAUCUUGCUGACAUGCUUAUGUACUUGUAAGGAACUAGAAGUGUAUAAAACGUUAAUAUUUUAAAGAUAUUCAAGUGCUUGCCAAAUAAAAAAAAACAAUGAAUUGUAUACUUUACCUCUAAUAUGUACGCACACAAUUUUUACCUUACCUUCAUAAUGUUAAAAUAACAAAUUAUUUAUCUGCAAUAAAAUCUCCAAUAAUACCUAUUAAUUUUAUAAAAAAAGGAGUCGUUGUACUUUUCUUAUUACGAUGAUAUAAUAUGGAAUCGAAAAUGCAAAUUAUAUUUUUGUAUAAUAUUUAUGACAUAAAUGUUACUAUUAUUCCCUUUGGAUAACACCAUUUCAAACAUCCAUCCAUCCCAUUUUCAUUCAUUGUACCACGUCACUCUAUUGUGUAAAGAAUGAACAUACUGACAAACAAUCGCAUUUUUUAUGUUGAAAUUAUUAAAGUCUUAAUUUGAAAUCGACCAUAUUAUCAAAAAAUUGUCUAUUCAUUUAAAAAAAAACUUCAAUUUUUGUCAGCGAUUCACCUUUAAAUUACAUCAUAUUAUGCUCAAUGUACCUUAGCCAAAAUUAUCAAGAAUCAGGCUCAAUUUUAAAAGACAUUACUUAAUGUAUAUUUUUAUCGGCGUACAUAUUAGAAUAUUGCAUUUAACCGUUUAAUUAAAAUACAUUUCUGUGAUGUCUGCAUGUAUAAAUAAAUCUAAAUAAGUUUUAACAAUAGCCAUAAUAAUAUUGUUAUUAUUAAUCGAAAGCCGGUUAGUUCUGAGCUUCCUGAGGACUUGGGACUAUAUGAUCUAAAAUCGUCUUUUAAAAUGUCUUCAAAUUUAUUAUACACAUUAAAAAAAACAUUUGUAUACUUCAGAAUAUAUGCAAACUUGAUAGUGUGAUGAAAACAUUAUGUACAUAUUUGCUAAUUUAAAACAUUUGAAAAAUAAUCUUAAAACUAAAUUUCUUUCUUUUAAAGAUCAUAAUUCAUUCAUAAUGUAGGGCAAUAAUUUUUUUAAAGUCCAAUAGAAUUUUUAGUAAAUCGCGUAUUCUUAUUUCUGAGCAUAAAACCUACGUGUGUAUUGCUUUUGUGUGCGUGUGGCUCUGUGUACCGACAGAGCCGGCCGAGGCCGAUGAUUCGUUAAUUGUAUGUGUGCGUGCGACAUUUUAGCGCUUGUAGUUCCCUUUAAUGUUACAUGAAUAGCCAGCUUUAUGCUUUAUGACAGAUAUAAAAAUGAAGCUGGUUAUUGCCACAUCAUUUUGUGAUUCCAUUUAAUUGUCAUAAUUAAUAUUGAAUGUUUUAAUAAUAAUAUGAAAUGGGGUAUCGUGUCAGACAAAUUGUUUUUAUUUUUAUUUCAUGUUUAGGUUCUUUGUAUAUUGUUAAUAUUUUUAGUUAUGGUGUUUUUUAUUAUAAUUUACUAAAUAUGUGAAUCAGGAAUUUACUAAAUAUAUGAUUGUUGUUUUAAUAAAAUAAAAUUCUAAUUCAAUUCAGAAUCAACCAGAAUUCUAAUCUAAAUUCAACGUUUAAAAGUUUGUUUAGUUUGGUAUGAACUACCAAUAUAAAAUUUUAAAUUCUCUUUAGACCAGAUUGUUCCAAUAAACACAAAAGAUUAAUUAUUCUAAUUCAUACAUGUAAAAUAUUUACCUGAUUAUAAUUAAAACGCUAUGGCUCGUAAAAUCCCACUUUGUUUUAACUUAGUUCCUAAUAAGUUAGCUGCUUGUUAGGCACAAGGGGUAUAUUUUAUUGGAUGUAGAUGGUAUAUUAAUAUAACAUAAGUUAGAUUACUGAUUACCGGAGGCGGUUUAUACUAAGAAUGUAUUCGAUUGAUGUAAUGAAUAAUAAUGAAUUUAUCUGGUGUACAAAUAUAGGAUUUUGUGGUUUAUAUAUUAAUCCAUCCAAAUGGUUCAUAAUACAGGAGACCACAUAAGGUCGAAAAUAUAAGAUAGCCCUGACUUUUCUAUGAGGCAAGCUAUAAAUAAAAAAUGUUUUACUUAAAAUAGAACUGAUCUGAUUGUCAGAUGGGUGAUGGUCAACGUAUACGGGCUCUUAGACUAUCAACUUUAAUUGCAGUGAUAUAAAGAAAAUUGCAUUUAAUUAAUCAAUUCAAAGAGGACUGAAUAUAAAACUGUCUGUGAAUCACUUCUUGCUUCCAUGUAUAAUUUUCUAGCCAUUUUUGUUGUGAAUUAUAUUGUAAAUACCAUAUUGUAUUCUUCCCAAUGUUACUGUUAUAAUAUAGUAAUUAUGAUAUUAAUUAAUGUCUGUAGAAUAGUUUAUGGGUGAUAAUUAAACCAAUGAUUCUUGUCUUGAA